CAGGAUUGCAAGCCAAUGGUUUAUGAAUGGACAGGGAAGUGUCGUAGUUGCCAAGGAACUGGUUUAGUCAGCUACUAUAACAAAAAGGGCAAAGAAACCAUCUGCAAAUGCAUACCUUGCCUUGGGAUCGCAGGAUAUGUGCAGAAGAUAACAGCACGCACGGAUAUUAGUGUGAUGGAAGACUUGGAUAAUGGAAAACCACCGUGAUAUGUAUUCAAAUGCAUUCUUAUACUCCAGGAUUUCCUUUUGCUCUUUUUCUAACCCCAGGAUUUCCUUCCGAGGAAACAUUCAUAAAGAUUUAGCAUUUAUUGUACUCUUCAGUCAUUGUAGCUCAUGAUUACAACUUGUAUAAAAUUCUAUUAUAUCUGUUAAUAAGGAUGACCUUGUACCAAGAAAUUUAAGAAACAGCAUCAAGUAAACACAUCUUAACUUGCUCAUAUAGCGAGGAUAAGAAUGUAUUCUUCUCUUGCUACUGUUUUCCACUUUCUGGAAUCACCCUUUGCACUUUAUUCCUCUUAUCUAUUAAUGAGAAUCUAGAUUGUGUGCUUUGCAAAUCAUCCAGGAGUCAAGUUAUUCUGCAUUAUCAUUUAAGCAUCAGAAUAUCUUCAAACCAUUUAUUAUACAGAACCUGGGGUGCUGGAUCGCGGUGCCUUUGUAUAUUAUAGUCUCUGGAGUUGUCUCAAACCUCAACCUCUUGUGCACUUUCUUCACCCAAAGACCAAGCAGAAGAUGAUGUCGAGUUUUAGCUUUCUUGAUAUCCAAUACAACCUUUCCAAGAGAAAAUUCUUGAGGAAACCUUCAAGGAUGUUUUCAAGAGACAAACAAAACUCGGGGGUAUUUCCAAUCUACUGGCCAAAUAUGGAAGAGCUGAAGCAAGUAUUCAACAAAUUUGAUGCCAAUAAAGAUGGCAAAAUAUCCCCAGAGGAGUACAAGGCUAUACUGAAGGCCUUGGGUAAAGGAAACCUUCUUACGAAAGAAGUGCAGAAGAUAUUUGAGGUUGCAGAUUUGGACGGAGAUGGAUUCAUCGAUUUCAAUGAGUUUGUGGAAGCACAGAAGAAGGGAGGUGGGGUGAAGACAGUUGAUCUGCAACGUGCUUUCCAGGCCUUCGACAAAGAUAAUGAUGGGAAAAUAACAGUAGAAGAAGUGUAUGAAUUGCUGCAGAAGCUUGGGGAACGGUGCAGCAUCCAAGAUUGCCGGAAAAUGGUACAAGCUGUAGAUACCAAUGGGGAUGGUGUGAUUGACUCGGAUGAAUUUAUUGCUAUGAUGACUAAAACCAUGAUCAUAUGCUAGAUGAAUAACUCUCGAGGAAUGCAAGUUAGUCUAGUCCACUAAUCAAUUUCAGAAAUACUGUGUAUGCAUACUUCUAUUUGUAAUUUACUUAAAAGAGCAAUGAUCCAUAAAAUAUAAUUGUAGUCAGUAUUAUGAAUGAGUUAAAUGGAUAACAAACGACAA
Molecule: messenger RNA, 1452 nt
Organism: Sesamum indicum (sesame)
Lineage: Eukaryota; Viridiplantae; Streptophyta; Magnoliopsida; Lamiales; Pedaliaceae
Source: RefSeq, a predicted model, not a curated record